Symbiodinium natans is the source of this 996-nucleotide messenger RNA. NCBI's taxonomy places the organism in Eukaryota, Dinophyceae, Suessiales, Symbiodiniaceae. The record is from the annotation of a GenBank genome assembly.
GCGGAAGGCCGACACGCCCUCCGUCGAGGAGUGGCCGCGGAAGGGACCGCUCUGCCGGUCCCCGUCACCCGCGCCAACGCGCAGGAAAUCAAGCCGUGGUUGAAGGGUAAGGCCAAAGUGAUCAAGACGCUUCCCAUUUCUCCGUACACUGCAAAGGAGAACUGGGACUGGAAAGAGGGAAGAGGGGGAACCGGCGAUAGGACGCCGUGGACCGGCAAGACUAUUUUCAAGAUCAAAGAACAAAACAAGAAGGCUUUCGCAGGAGCAGCAGAGGAACGAGACCCAGUGGUCGAGCACCCCGAUCCUGAGAUCUCCGCAGCCAUCAAUGAGGAGGAAUACCUCGUUACCCCCGUCAAGGGUUGUGACUUUGCGUUCGAAAUAGGAAACUUUCCCAUCCUGAGGUCGAAGCGAAUGGAGCUGUUGCCCGGGGAUUUCACAUUCCCAAUGAGAUCCGAACAGCUCGCACUGCAGGAGAGCCUCCGUAAGCCGACCCUCGCAGAUCAGGACUGCUCGUGGGGAGACACAGAAGGUGCCGGAACACGCGCCCCGCCUGGGGAUUCGCCGGACGAGCCUUUGCCUCCGCCCGGUGUGCCUGAUUUGGACGGCUCCGAUUUGAAGGAUCGUUUGUCCGAGUACUUGGACCAAGUGGCCCAGGAAAACGAGGACUAUGUUCCCGAAGAUGUCGGAGCUGUGGAGGACUGGCUGGGGAGGGAUGCUCCUGGAUCUUCUAAGGCACAACGGGAGGCUGACAUUGAAAGAUUCGAACGCAAAAAGGCUCGUGAAGCCGAGGAAGAUGCUCGCAAGGCCCUUAGAGACUCCCCGGCCAUGCCUGUCAUCGCCGAGCCUGACCCCGCAUUGAAACAUGGGUUCGUCUCCCUCGAAACAGAUGGCCUAAAGAAUGGUCUGGGUAUGAAGAUCCUGUUUGCCCACUCAGUGUUGGUUUUACUGCAGUUCUACCCGACAUUUGGCAUUCUGUUUUCUACCAUGCUGAACUAG